CUGGUUUACUGUGUUUUCAUGCCGAAGUUUCAGUUCACAGCUGCUUGGAAAACAACGACACUUUGGCUAUAUAUAUAUGCGUUUUGAGUGGUCCAAUAUGAUUAUUUCAACUUGCAAAUCUUGUUGGCAUUAAUUCAUAAUCGUGUACAUGUUCUAAAAUAGUUUAAGGUUAAAUGCUGCAGAUUUUUUGAACUAGCAUAAAAUGGAUAUGUAUACCACAGAAAUAACAUCUUUGAUUGAAGAGAGUUAUGGUAAUGUUGAUCAGUUAAUGAGUAACUGCCUUCCUAGUUAUGAAUUAAACAGAGAAUACAAUGGAACCAAUGGCGAUAGAGAUUCAGAAGGCACUCCAGAUAAUGACAUGAGUCAUUUAGAGGAAAGCACACAACAAGGGACAGAAGCACAAAGAAAUUCUGGUUUGGAGCACGGCAGUCAAGAAGAAUGUAUAACGAAUAGUAUUUCUUCUAUUGAUUUUGGUACUAUACAAGUAAAAUCUGAAAUCGUUUAUGAUGAUUCAGAUAGCAGUGAUUUUGAAAUCGAAAACAGCAUUGAAGAUGAGUCGCUGUCUGACAACACUGUGGUGCCAUCUAUGCCAUUUUCUGACAACCAAAAUGAGAAAAGCAUGUUCAUGUACAGUAUGAGUAGAGAUGAUAAAACUGACAAUAUGUUGACUAAAAAUGACAAAUCUACGCUGAAAAUGAAAUUCCACAUCUGUAAAGAAUGUGGUAAAGUUUGUAGAUCGCCAUGGAAACUAAUGACUCAUGUAAAAUCACAUAAUUAUAGAAACCAAUAUGAAUGUCCCGAAUGUGGAGUCUGUAAUAGUAGCAAGAAAGAAAUGAAAAAACAUUUCCGUCGCCAUGCCAACUUAAUACCUCAGAGUCAGACAGAAAAAUCACACAAAUGUCAUAUGUGUGAUGCUUCAUUUCAAUCACCUUCAAAAUUAAAAAUACACAUGUGCAUGCACGGUGGGAUAAGACCUUACACGUGUGGCCUGUGUAAUAAGAGUUUUACAUGGAGUGGAGGUCUCAGGGACCAUCUCAAGAUACACACCGGAGAGAGACCUCAUACAUGUAAAUUCUGUUCGAAAACAUUCCCCGACACAUCGAAAUUAAAAAAUCAUCAAAGAAUACACACGGGUGAAAAGCCACAUGUGUGUAAAACGUGUGGGAAAGGUUUCAUCGAAAGUGGGAAAUUGAAACGACACAUGAGAACACAUACAGGCGAACAACCGUAUAAGUGUGAUCUAUGUGAUAAAAGAUUUAAUGUAAUUAGUAACUUAAACAAACACAUGACAAUCCAUAGUGGAGAGAAACCUUAUGUUUGUAAUAUAUGUGGAAGGGGAUUUUCUCAAAAUACAAAUCUUAAAAGUCAUUCUAGAAUACACACUGGGGAAAAAGAUCCGUACAAGUGUGAGGUUUGUGAUGUAAGAUUUGAAAGAAUCAUAGAAGCUAAAGUGCAUGCUUGUUCAGGGCCAAGAAAGGACAAUGUAAAAGCUAAAUUUAUUGCUCCCAAGAAGGGAGACAAUUUAGAGAUAAUUUCAAAGGGAGAUAACUCUGAUACAGAUGUGACUGAAAAUGGAGGUAUUUCUGAAUUGAAGAAAAUCAGUAAGGGAGACAACUGUAGGAAUGAGAUUGAAGAAAAGACAGUUUCAUUAGGUAAAAGACGUGUAACUAGGGGAGGUAAACCAAGAAACUUGUCAGAGCAAAGGUCAAAUGACAGCAUGACCAUUGACACAAUUAAAAGUAACAAGAUGGUACAUGUAGAUGUGAGGGAAAUAAAAAUUGAAAAGAAUCAUGGUGAAGAAAUUUUGGAUGAUAUUAAUUUAAGGAUUAAGGUUGAAACUCUAUGGGAAAAAAAUGUAGAAAUAAAUGAAAAAAAAUUGAACAGUGAUGGUAAAAUAUUUGAUGGUCAAAAUGAUUUGACCAAGUCAGAAGUUUACAAGCCGAUUUUAGUCUUUCAAGAAUACCCCUGUCAACACUGUGGAAAGGUUUUCCAUGCUCUACGGAAAUUGAAAAUGCAUGAGAAAAUACAUUCUAAGCACCGUCCUUUUGUUUGCAACUACUGCGGGAAAACUUUUAUAGAAAAAAAAAAUUUAUCAAUACAUUUGAGAAUACAUACUAACUACAGACCAUUUCCUUGUACUAUGUGUGAUAAAAAAUUUACCGUUAAAAGCACUUUAGAAAAGCAUAUUAUAGUCUGUAGUGGCCAGAAACCAUAUGAAUGCACAGUAUGUGGACAGGGCUUUGCUCAAACUUCAAAUCUUAAAGGUCACAUGAGAGUCCAUACUGGUGAAUUAGACCCGAAAAAAUGUGGCGUUUGCAAACAAAGAUUUAAAAGUGUAAAAGAUGCAAAAAAUCACCCUUGUCCUGGGCCUCCUGAGGUUAAGGAACUGGCAUCUAAGAAAAGACGAAACGACAAGAGAAAGAAUUUGAGAAAUAAAAAAGUAAAAACAAAAUCUGCUACUGCAAAAUAUUCAUCUAAUAUGAAAAAAUCGAAAAGAAAACCAAAGUCAACUUCGGAUGAAAUUCAAGAUCUAGGCAAUAACACUACUGACAAAAAAGAUGAUGAAGUUCAAGAUUUUCCAAAUUUUCUUAAUGAAGUUCAAGAUUGUUAAAAAAAUGCAUUUAAAUAUAAUGAAGUUCAGGAUUAUGAUAUCAUAGAACAUGUACAUGAGGCAAAGUUUGGUUUUGAUUCCACUGAGGAAACAAACACUUCUGACAACUUUGAUAUAAUUAUAAAAACUGAAAUAUUGGAUACAAAUUAUGAGUAAUCAUUAAAAGUUUAUUAUGUUUUAAGGUAGUACCCAACACUUUCACUAAAAUAAAUUUGGCUCGUUUAAUUUUCAUAAAAUUUUGACAAAGUAUUUACUUUGCCCCUUUAACAAAAAUAUAAAAAUUUCAAAAAUUUUGAACCAACUGUUUUGUCAGAAAAAAUACACUGGUUAUAUAGUAGUUUGACAAACACCCAUUUUGAUCAUUGAGAAGCUUAUUAUUCCCUUUACAACACAACGUAAUUAAAACGUUAUGCUGAUUUUACAGUUAUCUCCCUGUAGUGUUAGGUACCACCUUAAUAGAAGAAUUCUUAUAUUUUGAAAUUAUUAAUUGACCAGUCAUAUUUGUGAGUUUAAAAAAAUAAAUGUGGUACAUUAAUUAUAAACGAUAACCUUUUACUAUUACUGUUUUUGUAAAAAUUUCUCACAUGAUGAAAUUAUAUUCUUUGGGUUUAUAUAGGACAUUGUAAAGUCCAGUUGUGGGGUUAAGGCUUCAAUUAUGUUUAAUAACAUAAGGUCCAGCUGUGGGGUUAAGGCUUCAAUUAUGUUUAAUAACAUAAGACAGUACUAAUUUCCUGCACUGGAAGUUCGCAUUUAGACCAGUUUUUUUCUUCAGUAAAACAGAAGUGGUGAAAAAUUCUUCAUUCAUUGAUCUGAGUGCUUUUCCA
Mytilus trossulus (common blue mussel) is the source of this 3435-nucleotide messenger RNA. RefSeq names its product zinc finger protein 665-like. Gene Ontology annotation, biological process: regulation of transcription by RNA polymerase II. The record is from RefSeq and is a predicted model, not a curated record. The transcript is spliced from 3 exons. Gene Ontology annotation, molecular function: RNA polymerase II cis-regulatory region sequence-specific DNA binding; DNA-binding transcription factor activity, RNA polymerase II-specific. The coding region runs from base 203 to 2611 and encodes 802 amino acids. Lineage: Eukaryota; Metazoa; Mollusca; Bivalvia; Mytilida; Mytilidae.